GAAGGAGCGUCGCGGGGUCACAGGCAUGGCAGCCUCCACUCAACAACACGAGUUGUGUGCUGUAGGGAAGACGCCCAGCUCGUAAUGAACGUUAUUUUAUAGAGGUGAAGAUAAGGAGAGGAACCGGGAGAAAUCGAGAAUACCUGCUGGCUGGACGAAUUGAAACAGGGGAAGUACUCUCAACUGUAGCUGAAGGCUUUCCAGGUGGUUGGUGAUAAUGGAUUAGCAAUCCCAGAGAUGGCUCUGUUUGUCCCGAGACUGCGUCCGUGUGUCCGGCUGGAAGGUCCCCUGCAGCGCUGGGGCUCCACUGCUCCAGAGAGGGGAGAAGGGCGGCCGGUAUACCAGUACGUGGGGGAGCGUGCGAAGAGGAAGGAACGGGUGUUUGUCUGGGGGUUCAGCUACACAGGAGCCCUGGGCAUCCCCAGCUUUGUGGUGCCUGACAGUGGCAGAAAGAAACCCAAGAAAUACCAGCUAACCCCUUACAGACUGGAAAUGCACCAGAAGAUCUCCUGGGCUGCCUGUGGUUAUGGGUUCACCUUGCUGUCCUCCAGGACGCGUGACCUGACCAAGGUGUGGGGGAUGGGACUGAACAAAGACUCCCAGCUGGGCUUCCAGCGCAGCCGCAGAGAACGCACAAAGGGCUAUGAGUAUGUGCUGGAGCCUUCCCCUGUCCCCCUGCCUCUGGACAGACCUCAGGAGACCAUUGUGCUGCAGGUGGCGUGUGGUCGGGCCCACUCACUCAUUCUUACUGACAACGAGGGAGUCUUCAGUCUGGGGAACAACUCGUAUGGACAGUGCGGAAGGAAGGUGAUAGAAGACGAGGUGUACAGCGGCAGUCACGUGAUACACCGGAUUGAAGGAUUCAACAGCAAAGUCGUUCAGGUGGCAUGUGGACAGGAUCACAGCUUGUUCCUGACAGACACUGGCAAUGUGUACUCCUGUGGGUGGGGGGCUGAUGGACAGACAGGUCUGGGGCACCACAGGGUGAGCAGCCAGCCUGCCAUGCUCAAAGGGGAUCUGGUGGGGGUCCGAGUCAGGCAGGUGGUCUCGUAUGGGGACUGCAGUCUGGCUGUCUCCCAGGAGGGGGAGCUCUUCGGCUGGGGCAACUCCGAGUACCUCCAGCUCUCUGCUGUCACUGAUUCCACACAGGUACUGAUGUGUGUCUAGAUGUAGAUAUCAUUGUUCUUAAAGUACAGAGAAGG
This is a messenger RNA of Polyodon spathula (Mississippi paddlefish), 1202 nucleotides long. RefSeq names its product RCC1-like G exchanging factor-like protein. The coding region runs from base 238 to 1167 and encodes 309 amino acids. The transcript has 9 exons. The record is from RefSeq and is a predicted model, not a curated record. NCBI's taxonomy places the organism in Eukaryota, Metazoa, Chordata, Actinopteri, Acipenseriformes, Polyodontidae.